AUGCUCCCUCUCUCUUAUCCAUCUCCAUCAUCUCUCUCUCUCUUUCUCUCUCUUGCUCUCCCUCUGUCACUUCUACUCAUAUCUAUCUAUCUAUCUAUCUAUCUAUCUAAGUCUCUCUCUUUCUCUCGUAACCAUUCCAACCCGACACAUUUCGUCGCUUUGUUAAAAGUUUUAGAUAAAACGGUAAUCUUUUUUUCAUGCAAUAACAUUUCUCUCUCUGUGUCUCUCUCUCUGUCUCUCUCUAUCUAUCUAUCUAUCUAUCUAUCUAUCUAUCUAUCUAUCUAUCUAUCUAUCUAUCUCUUUCUCUCCCUGAUCCAGACGAACACCCGAUCUCCACGCCCAAAUAGGCGACAACAAAAUAAAGUACAGAGCCGCACAGAUCAAAAGACACGGAGAGAGGGGCAUUCUCGCAAUGCGAACGCCCACGAGGUUUUUGUCCGCAGUGUACGCAAGCGCAUGCGCAUGCGCACACAGACUGCUUUUCACUUUUUCAUUGUAUUCUCUGUAUCUCUUUCUCUCAUUCGAUUUGAAUGCACAGACGCAGAGAAUUAUUCACCGAGACCCACUUAG
Messenger RNA from Acanthosepion pharaonis, 570 nucleotides. Lineage: Eukaryota; Metazoa; Mollusca; Cephalopoda; Sepiida; Sepiidae. The record is from the annotation of a GenBank genome assembly.